UGAGAGCUCCAAAGCCAAGCGAGUGCGACAAGCCUCUGCCAAAAACGACUCCUGCUCGAUGACCUGGGAGAAAGUAGCCUUGUACCGAGGAGGCGAGAAAUCAGAGUUGCAACGGGACCCAGCGGCGCCGCCGUGCCCGACUCCUGAGCUGCAGUUCAGGCCCAGCGGCCGUUACUCGCCAUUGCCGCCACUCUUCUAGUUCGCGCGUCGAGAAGCUUCCACUCUGGAGGGCCCGCCCCGUGAUUGGCUGUCAGCGUGAAGUCGGUUCACUCCCGAAGUUUCGAAGGAACGGAGACAUCGCGUAUACCAUCAACACGGAUGAGUCCGAGUCAUUCGAACAAGUGCUGCCGAACCAAAGAGGUCAGUUCAGUCAGUCUUCGGGCCAUCGGAAGAUCCUGGUUGCUGGACGAAGUUCAUUCCCGAGUGAACUUUUCGAACAGUAGCAGAUUCGACGUACUGGCACGCUACUUCCUUUAGUUUCCACGUUCGUGUUUCGAUUAUUUUUUAUAACUGUUGUUCUGUGAAAAUAUUACACUUUCCUGCCUUCAUAAAAUUAGCCUAAUGAUUCAAGCUUCUAGAAGCAUUUUGCACUCUUCAUGUGAUUGCAACAGUUUACAAAGCAAAUAUAAGUGUGAUGUCAACGUAUUUAAAAAUUAUCUAGCCUUUCUUGUAAAGUUUUUGUUAUAUUCUUGAAUGACUCAGUUUUCUAUCACUAUUAUAUUUCAAAAAUAAUAACCAAAUAUUGUAUCGUCUUCAUGUAUUUAAAAAAUGUUCGCAGUUAAUGCAGCAAAAGAAAUCAAACAACCUGAAAUUAAGAAUUUUCAUGUUCUCUACAUGUUUUGCCACUGAGUAGCUAACAAUCAUCACCUAAAUAAUUAUAAUAAUUAGGUUACAGCCAUGCUGUUAGGAUUUCGAAGAAAUUCUAGGAAUACUCGGACAAUUUCGAAUUUCUAUGUGGUAAUAACAUCUUACACCGCUUUCUUGACGACAAUAACCAGCGUUUAACCAAACGAAAUGCACGGUUUGAAUCGGUUCCGCUGUGACUGCAGCCUGAGCUAACUCUUCAUAUUUCUUCGCCGGCCUCAUGUCCUUGUAUGUGUACUUAAUCUGCCUUUGUUCAAACUUUACUUCUACUACUAGAGGUUCGUCGUGUCCCCGUCUUGCUCUCGUCGUAGUCAAUGCAACGUUCAGUAUGUGUGCGCUACGCCUAUUUUCUCGCAUGGUCGGAUCGUUUUUGUUUCAACACCAACAUGGUUUCUUUGCACAAUUAUCACCAGCUCAUCUCACUAACACUUACAUGCUCUACACUAUCGCACAUGUCGGGAGGCCAGUCGAGAGCUUAGAACUUGUCUCUGCUGGAGCGGUGUCCAGUUGAGGGAGGUUCCUGGAAACGGAACCUCGCUAACGGACAUGUAAAAUCUGUGCCGAAUCUCAUCAGUGGGGUCGGAAUACAGCCAGCUCCCGGAAUACACAUGCACUACACUAACGGGACUAACGACCAUAGUAGUUGACGCGCCCGAAAACAAAUACACACUCACUAAUCACCAGAAGAAAUGCAAAGUAAAAAAUAUGUUGCAAAGCAUGAGCUUACUUUCCAGCUCUUCCAUUACGUUGAUUCGCAAAAUUUCUCGUUAGGGUCGUAACCUUCAUUUAAUGUCAGUGGAUGAAGAAUAAGUUAUUCCGUUUCAUGAAACAGUUUGCAGUACUUACCUCCGCAAAAAUAAAAUGUAAAUUUUCACACUUGAUAUGACACAAAUGAACAAUUUAUUCAAUUAAGAACAGUGCACAAUGUGUAGUAUUUUCAUCAAUGCAUCAAUGUGAUUUUAAAAAACAAAAAGUUUGAGAAAAUGCAACAAAUUGAAAUCUGGGAAACACAAGAUUGAAUCAUGUUCUCUGGGUCUCCAUUGCAACUAAUAAAAAAAGGAUGUGUAAUUGUCUCGUGAAACAGGAAUUUAGUAAAUAAUUGUAAAUUUUGCUUUGUCAGUGUGUGCUUAGCUUUCAUCCCAAUACCUAACUGAAAAUGUUGCUUUGUGAAUUAUUUUUUCUAGUUACACUAGGCAUUGUUUGUGCCCUUCCUUGCCCACCAGAGUGGAUGCAUCUUUGUUAUUGGUGCUCAACGAAUAAUGUGCAAAAAAUUAGAACAUUGCUAGUGUUGUGUUAUAUCAAAUUUGAAGUUGAAGGAUUUAGCAGAAAGAAAUAGUUUUUAUAUUGCCAUUCUGGAUGCUUAAAAACUAAGUGGAGCAAUAAUUUAAUUCAAUCAAAAGUCAAGAAAAAUUUUUAUAAUUGCAUUUUCUGCAUCAGGUCAAAUGUCAUAAAUUGUCUUUUGAGGACAAUUGUAUCCUUGUGGCCAUCAUCUCUGCUAUAAAACACAGAAAGAUAAUUAUGCUCUAAAAUUCAUCAAAAACAUCAGUAUCAAGAGAUCCAAUAUGCAAUAAUCAGGAAUUUUUAUACAUUUAUCCAAUUGACUGAAAGCUUUAUCCUUCAACUUGACACACUUGUGCUUUAGGUGUAUUUCUUGUGAGACAUUAUUUGAGUAUCAUGUGUACUGAUCUCUUUUGACAACGGCAACUAGUCUCAACAGCAGCUACACUUAUCUUUGUCUUCCUCAGUGGCAUUGCUAGGGGGUAACUUACUCUAGGGGAUAUCAGUAAAAGCAAUCAUACCAAGUGUUAAAUUUUACUCGGAGCAGAGAAAAAGUCAAAAAAUCAAAUUGGAUCUAUUACUUCACUCACUGAACACGAAAGAAUUUCUAAUAAAUGUAUGUACUAUUUGAAAAAUUGAAAGAUUUGUCAUUUAAUGUAGGUUCUGUAAAAAAAUCACACAUUUUUUAAACAUUUUCUACAAACAUAAAGUCAUUUUGCGAAUCAGCUGAUAUUGUUGAGGAGGGUGGUACAACAAGGUUUUCACCCCUAGUGACAUCAGCCCUAGCAACACCACUGUUCUUUCUUUUUUAGUCGUUGAAUUCAUGUACUGAAAGCAAAUAAUGCUCUUUUAUCAUGACCAUCCUGAAAUUCUUCUGCCCUCUUUGUCUCUCUCUUACUGUGACCUAUAUUCUUUUGUUUUAAAUGAAGACUAGUUAUGCAUAUGAAUUCCUCAGGUAUAAAAAUAGUUCUUUGUAAUUGUGGAUCAGAAAUACUUUAAUAUAAUGGUUAAUUGUGAAAAUUUUGUUGUGACCAGCUUCCUCAUAUCUCAUGAUGAUUCAAUUAUCAUGACUAUAUGAAGAGACGCAGCUCAAAGAUGAAAGCUCAAUUGCUUUCUUAGUACAUUCAUGUGCUCAGAAAGUCAAAAAAAUUAUUCUUCUGGAUACUAUAUUCUACUUCAAAACUGGAAUUAAACAAAAUUGUUAGUCACAUCUGUUUACAGAAAAAUUAAAUAUUGGGAAAAUCAAUAAAUUUGUGUAGUGGUAACAAAAUUUUCUUGCAGUUGUAAAAUAUUUGCUAAAGAAGUCGUGAAACUGUGAACAUACUGUGUCAGUGUUUCUGAUCUUCAGGUGACAAAUGUAUCCCUAAAUAAUACUGUAAUGUGCUCUACCAGGGUCAUUGUUUGUAUAUUUGCAUAUUAAUUGAAAAUGAAUUGUUACUCAUAAAAUUGGAACCAUGUUUGUUGCAAUAUCACAAAAGCUCAAUAUUCUAUACCAGCACUAGGCAUCUAAACACAGACUCAUAUCUUAAUCAAAGAAAUAAUUGCAUUUAGUUGUAACAUUUCAUCAAGAAGUUAACUGUUCAAAAUAUAUCACUUUCAUAAAAGCACGAUAAAUCACAAAUGGAAUGUAAAUGAAUUCCUGGCAAUCACACCUACAAGAAAAGUGAACGAUCAAUUCCAAUAGAUCAAAAUUCUGUCAUUGCUUGAUCUUCAUUAGAAAUCGGUAGUGAACAGAUUCAUUAACCUGUAAAAGAAUGAAAUUAAAACAUUUCUUAAAUACAGCAUGACUGAUCAAAUAGAAAAAAAAUGUUGAAAUAAUUGAACAAUCAUUGAAUAUCACAUUCUAUCCAUAGAAAAAGCCUGAAUGUAUCCCAGACUAUCUCUGUAUCUUGGUGGUGAUGGUAAGAAUUGUAAAUCUGAAAUGUUUGUUAAGCAGUUGUGUAAACAAACUUAUUACAAUUACUUUAAAUUAUUAAUAUUGAUUGAUGAUCAAAACAUAUGAGGACUUUACUUCUCACAAUUAGUUAAUUAAUUUUAAAAACAAUUUCCAAAAUCUGUUAAUAACAAAAUGUUUAAUGCCUAAACUACUCAUUGACAAAUCUAUUUUAUAGAAAUUAUUUACAAAAUUCAUUAACCUUUCUGUCUUAUAAAUCCUUAAAGGAAAAAACACAUAAUUUCAUAAACAGCAAAUGAUAUUUUAAUGUUUCCUGACCUGGCAAAAUGAAUUAUCUGAAAUUAUUAUUUAAUAUGACUUAACAGAUAUGAAAAUACAAAAUUUAAAAAGAACAUUGCCCUCAAAAACUGUAACAAUUAAAAUAUGGAAGCAUUGUGAACAAUGCAUACUUCUUUCUUAUUAUAAUUUGAAACAUUUGUGUAAAUUAUGUUACAACUUCAUAAUAUGUAUUAAAAAAUAGAUAUUUUAAAAGAAAUAUGAUUUUCAUAUGGCAAAUUGCUAGAAAUGAUUGAAGAAUAAUUGAGUAUAAAAUUAUAAAGUUAAUCUGUAUCAUAAUAUUAUAACCUGGGGAACUAACUUUCUUCUAUCACCACCAGAAAUGAAAUAAACUAUUGCUUAGGAAAAAUACCAUUUUGAAUACAAAUGAAAUUUUGAUCAAGAAUCAGCUUUGAGGAAAGAAGAACACAAUAUAAAAUACUUCAUAUCAAAUAAUGGAUACCAUACCAUAGGCACCAAAAACCUUCAUUAAGACUUGUAUCCAUAAAAACUGAACAAACUGUUAGUGAUUGUAAAUUAACAUGAUACUUUGACAAUAUUUCCAAAACAUGAUUGUAUUCAUCUGAGCACAAUCGUUACAUUAUUGAAGAGAGAGACCAAGAGUAUCUUCUCUGAUUACUGACAAAAGGCACUGUGCAGUCAUUGGUUGUAUUGUAUUUUACAGGGACUCGUAACCAUAAUAUAAACGCACAAUUGAAUAGAUAUAGCACAAACUUUCAGAAUGUUUAAUAUCAUUUUCCUCCAUUUCCUGAAAUUGAUAACCUACUACUGAAUUUCUUUUUGUUACUUUAAAAAUUUGUAUUUUAAUUUACUAGUCUAAUGUAAACAAACAUGAACAGAACAUAAAUAAUUAUUUGAAUCACAUUAUCUUUGCUUAAUGAAUGAAAUAACUGAAUGUAAGAAUAAUAUAAAUUUGAUCUGUUUUGUGAAAAUGUUUCAAUGAAUAUGUUGAUGUAUGUGAAAAAUAGCACAAAUGUUUUAGUUAUCCUAAUGUGUGUGUGAGUGUGUGUGUAUGUGUGUGUAUUUGCCAGUUCAUUUUCUUGUAUGGGUGCGAAAGACUAUGUGUUUAUCCAAAAAUUGCAGACAAUGUUUGAAUGAGAAUGAUUAUCAGAUUAUCAAUCGUAUAUCUCAAAAGGAGGAGGUUUUGUUUUGAAAGAAUACGUGGAGUGUUCAUGUGUAUUUUUGAAUAAGAAAACUUGAUGUUUAGUGAAUCAGUUAUAAAUGACCAAAAAAAGAAUGAGUUAUAAACGUCUGGUGAACUUAAAAGUUUUGCCCAUUGAAUCCAUCAGAUACCUUCCAAUUGCUGUGAGAUUACUUCCAUAUGCCCACACACAUUACAUUAGUGGUUCUAAAUCAUUGUUUGGCAAGAAUUGAAUUGAGAAGUGAGUCAUAUGGAAGUAUUUAAUAAUAUAUCCACGAUACUGAGCUUUAGACUAUAUCUUCCAUUUCUCGCAAAUGGUAUAUGAAUAUAUGUCUACCUGUAUGUAGGAGAAUAUGUCACCCUAAUAAUGACACCACCAUUUCUGAGGGCAAAGAUGAUAUUAAUGUGAACAAACACAAAAAAGCAAACAUGUAUUUCAGUCAUGACACAAAUGAGAAGAUACAUAAAAGAAUAACAAUAAUAAUUUUAAAAACAGGACUUGCAUGGGGACCCCACAACAAGUCACAAUAUCAAAACAUUAACUGAAGAAAAAUAAAACUACAAUAUAUCUUAUGUAAAGUUAUUUAUGUUGAAAGAAAACUCUUUUGUUAGUUAUAGGAUGAAACCGUUAAUGUAACUUAAUUGUUAAUUUUAAAGU
Messenger RNA from Gryllus bimaculatus (two-spotted cricket), 6171 nucleotides. Lineage: Eukaryota; Metazoa; Arthropoda; Insecta; Orthoptera; Gryllidae. The record is from the annotation of a GenBank genome assembly.